AUGUGUUUACAAGGCAAUGCUCAAUUAAUUGAUGAUCAAGAAACUAAUAAAUUUGCAAAGUGGAUUCUAGAUAUUGGAGAUGGAGUUAUUGGGAAUCAAAAUGAUGGAUAUGCUACUGUUGAAAUUCCUGAGUACCUACUAAUUACUGAAUAUAAUGACCCCAUUGAUGCUAUAGUCAAAUCAACAUUUCCAAAUUUAUAUCAACAUCACAGUAAUCCUGAUUUCUUCAAAUCUAGAGCAAUAUUAGCUUCCACCAAUGAAACAGUUGAAGAGGUCAAUGAUUAUAUACUCUCCAUGAUUCCAGGUGAACAAAAGGAAUACUUAAGCUCUGAUUAUAUAGAGAAGUCAGAAACCAUUGACAGUUGGCAUUUUCAAUCAAUCACAACUGAAUUUCUCAAUUCACUAAACACAUUUGGUCUGUCAAAUCAUCGUAUCAAGCUAAAAAUCGGUAGUCCUAUAAUGUUGCUAAGAAACUUAGACCAAACGCAAGGACUCUGUAAUGGUACUAGAUUAAUAGUUACUAGACUAGCCAAACAUGUCAUUGCAGCUGAAAUCAUUUCUGGCAAAAAUGUUGGUGAUAAUGUUUACAUCCCAAGAAUGUCAAUGUCACCUUCACAAUCACCAUGGCCUUUCAAGCUUUUAAGAAGACAAUUUCCAAUCAUGCUAUCUUAUGCAAUGACGAUUAACAAGUCUCAGGGCCAAUCACUUUCUAUGGUUGGGCUUUAUUUGCCAAAACCAGUUUUUAGCCAUGGGCAAUUAUAUGUUGCAUUAUCGAGGGUCAAUUCAAGGCAAGGAUUAAAAGUUCUUAUUCAUGAUAAAGACAAAAAAAAUAUGACUUCUACUACUAAUGUAGUCUUCAAAGAGGUUUUCAAAAAUCUUACAAGGUAA
Molecule: messenger RNA, 888 nt
Organism: Glycine soja
Lineage: Eukaryota; Viridiplantae; Streptophyta; Magnoliopsida; Fabales; Fabaceae
Product: ATP-dependent DNA helicase PIF1-like
Exons: 2
Coding region: 1-888 (295 amino acids)
Source: RefSeq, a predicted model, not a curated record